CAACAUUUAUAAUUCACAUUCAACGAACGGCAAAUUCCACGUUUAUUCUAUCGAAUGGCAUCUAUUUGUAAUUCAGUUCUGUCCUCAUCAUCUAAACUGCAGCAUAUAUUAUGGGGUACAUGACAUUUGGAAUACAGUCUGGGAAUACUAUCACGAAAAUAGACGUUGGUGCAAGUCCUGGAUGAUAUCUGGAAAUCGCUUUUGGAUAUUGAUCGGAUAUUCGCUAAUGUUUAAUUGUAGGUUCAUCAUGAGUGCUUUCUGUGUGUGAAGGAAUGAACAUCCAGAUCUCAAACCAUCCAUGGAGCUGUCCGUUCUGGGAGAACAGUCCUGAACGUGAUAUUUCUAUUAUUGAAAUGAUAUCAACUGUUGCAAUAGAUAAUAGAUUUACAUUUUGAAUAACUACGAGGGAAGCUUUCACGUAUUGUAUGGUCCACGUGACGCAUAACAAAGACAGGAUACGUGAAUGGAACAUUUCUGUAAAGCUGUGUGAUGUUUUUAAGGCACCUGACACCACGUUUUGAAAGAAGAAUUGUGCAUUCAAGGCAAAGAUAUCAUUGUGCAGAACUUUGGAAUAACUCCCUUGACCAGUCUGUGGCCUGGAAAGGAAUGUGUCCAGCUCCUUUCGGUCAUAUAUUGUUCUUUGAAAUCCAUUGGCAAGAUUUACACAAGGAAUUGAAAUAACAGUUUGGCCUUAGAGACAAAACUAUCGUUGUAAAGAGGACCAGAAUGAUGACCAUGAACAUUCUGAAAGUGAACAAUAAUAAGGAUAAUAAUAAUACCUACAACGAACCUACAUCUCCGAUGGUAACUUCUUCAAUGGAUUCAAUUUGAUCGAAAUAACUGCCUGAAAAGGGCAAUAUCAGCCACAGCCAGGACAGGCUAUUCAAUCCGUGUCCACUGCAGCAGGCUCCCGAUAUAGGGCCUGGGAAACGUCGAAACCAUCCUCUACUCCCUAGCGAUCACUAUGGAAAUACCAGAACAUAACGUUUACUAUCCAUCGCUGGCGAAGUCACAUUGUGACGAAGACGAGGAGCCUCCGCUUCCAUAUACAGCCGCUAAUACCCUCAUCGUGGAUUCAAGCAAGCGCUUUCAAAAACCAAGAACCCCACUGCCACAGAAGAGAAUUCAGUUUACGGAAAUGGAGGAAGAUGAGGGCACAAUUGAGCAGGUGAGGGUUUACAUUCGUGUGGUGUUCCUAAAGAUCGGCGAGGUGAACACCCUGAAGGAGAAAUAUGCUGCUGAUGUGUUCUUGCAGGCUCGAUGGGAACAGCCGAAACACUACAAACAGCUGGACGAAAACGGGAAGGAGGAAGAAUGGGACCCCCAGUUACAGAUCGAGAACGUACUAGGGGAUGCAAAGGAAGAGGAAUGGCGGUAUAAAGAGGCAAUAAGUCCAGAUCAUUUCCGUGUGUUUGAAUGUCGCCGUAUAAAGGGAGUCUUUGUCGAAAACCUGGAGCUACAACAUUUCCCGUUUGACACACAGGAUCUAUCCCUGACGAUCUCCUCUGAGUUGACUGAGUGUGAGGUGGAUCUCCUGGAGGACAAGGAGGAACUCAGCAGUGUCAACAAGCAGAGCUUCGUGGACGAGCAGGAGUGGGCACUGUUCGAGCAUGUGGAGAUGUUUCCCAAGGUGUCUGUUAAGGAGUACACCAGCUCCAGAGAGAGACACCCUACAAUGAUGGUCAUGUGCCAUGCGGCUAGACGACCUGGCUUCUUUGUGUGGAAUAUAUUUCUGACAAUGAUGUUGAUAACGCUCUUGGCUUUCACGACCUUUGCUGUUGGUGUGACUUUGACCCAGAACCGCCUUCAGCUGUCUUUCACCCUUGUGCUGACCGGAGUGGCCUUUAAGUUUGUCGUCAACCAGUCUCUACCAAGGAUAUCCUAUCUAACAUAUAUGGACAAAUACAUCCUCUCUUCCAUGGUGUAUCUUUGCCUGGUGUGUGUGUGGCACUCUGUGAUUGGUCGGCUACAUGACACCGGGCACGAUGAUUGGGCAAAGGACUAUGACUGGAAAGCUCUCUUGUGCUUCGUGUGCACCUACGUUUCCUUCCACUUAGGAUUCUCUGCAUGGAUAUAUAAAUAUGCAUGGCGCCGACGUCGUCUCAUGGAGAAGAAGGACGAGGCCUACAGGGAGAAGGUGAAACUCAUCCGCCGAGAGGACACAGCAACUCUCUUAAAGCGACGUAGAAUGAGCGCCUGGAGCCCAGCCGUUACUAUGAAGAACCACCUUCAGCCCACGUGACAAACCGCCACCUUGUACAGAAAGGGAGAUAACCCUGGCUACAGUGACUACAUUGAGACCAACAUUGAUGACAUUGUUUAAGAGUCAAAAUGAUUAUGAUUAUGAUUAUGCAUUUGACAACUGACAACAGCAAACUGUGAUCCCUGAUUAUGCAUUCCAGUAGGAACACAACCCUGCACCUUUCUUGUUCUCUUCACCAAAUGUCUCACGCAGGCUUUUGGUGUACAUGAUGUAUUUGAUACUCCACAUGGUGAUGACACAACACGACCAAAUAUGGCGAUGAUGAGAAAACAGAUACCUUGGAGUUUCUUCGAAUCUUAUCUGAAUUCUUAUUUCAUUCAUGAUGUUAACGAGUGAAGAAGCACAUAUUGUCUGUUUGAAGUAAGGUUUUCAAAGUAACAUGAUACACGUUUUGAUGUUGUUUCUGAAACACGUUCUUAACCCGAGAGGGACCAGCUCUUAAGAAACAUGACUUUUUGUGGACCAUGUUGUAUAAUCUGCCUCACCUUCAGAACCAGAAAAUAUGCUGAUAACCAAGCAUAUGCUUUAUAAGUGUGUAUACUCUUCAGAUACCAAUGCCUCGAGCUUAUAUCAGGUGUAUAAUAUAUGUUCCAGGUUUACCAUUGUUCUGGCAACAUAAUGUGUAUUAUAUAUGUUACUCUGUGUUAUGUUAACCUAUGGCUGUUAUGUUGACUUUGGCUUGGUACACAGCUUUAGGUGUUGUUGUAAAUAUGUACGUUUGUCAUGAAUUUAACCUCUUAAAGAUAUGAAAUCACAUCCCUUUGGGAUAUAAACCAUGCACAUAAUGCUGCACAGAUGAACGAUUCAUGCGUUUCAAAGUUGAACUUGAGUGUGAAUAAAUGCAUGCACGUG
Molecule: messenger RNA, 3115 nt
Organism: Haliotis rufescens (red abalone)
Lineage: Eukaryota; Metazoa; Mollusca; Gastropoda; Lepetellida; Haliotidae
Product: cys-loop ligand-gated ion channel-like
Exons: 10
Coding region: 965-2242 (425 amino acids)
Biological process (GO): chemical synaptic transmission; signal transduction; regulation of membrane potential
Cellular component (GO): synapse; neuron projection; membrane
Molecular function (GO): neurotransmitter receptor activity; extracellular ligand-gated monoatomic ion channel activity; transmembrane signaling receptor activity
Source: RefSeq, a predicted model, not a curated record